AACCCAUUGACUCUGCUCGGUGGCAUGGAUUGAUCAUAAAUAAUCAUCACGGCACAGGAGGGACUGAGCACAAGUCUGCAGCGGCGCCAUCAAGGAACCCCUUUCCACGAACCAACCAGCACGGAGGCACCACGAGUCCCGCAACUUCUGGGGAAGCCUGGAUUGAGAUCUCUCCACUGGGGACUCUGGUCUCAGCGUGCUGCUAGAUUUCCGAGAGAAAGCUUAGGAAGAUGCGUCCAGAAGGAGGAAAGCUGACCAUCUAUGUGGAUUGUGUAUCCCCGUACUCGUGGUUUGGCUUCACCAACAUAAUCCGCCACCGGCCACUCCUGAAUGCAUACGGUGUAUCUGUGGACAUAAUCCCUUUCUUCUUGGGUGCCGCCCGUGAUGGCGUGGGCAACCCUUUCACGCCAACACCCAAAGCCAAGGAGGCCUUUGCAAAGCAAGACUCGGAAAUGACUGGGGAGCUGCUUGGGCUGAAGGUCGUCCGGCCCAAGGAAUUUCCCAUCCUGUCUCUUUUUGCGGUCCGCGUGGCGACAUGGAUCAAAGACCACUAUCCGCCAGAGAAGUUUGAAGCUGCCUUUCCAGCUUUCAGCACGGCGUAUUGGAGUAAUGGCAUCAAUAUCUCCAAGCCCGAAGGAAUCAUCAAAGCUCUGGAAGGCAUCUUCCCCGAAGAGGAAAUCAAGGAGAUCAUGAAGAAGGCAGUGACACCCGAGAACAAGCAACGGGUCAUUGACCUGACCAUGGGAGCCGGUGCAUUUGGGGCGCCAUGGAUCGUGGCCGUGAACUCAGAAGGGCAACGGAGGGACUGGUUUGGAAAUGAUCGAUGGGAUCAGGUGUUUUAUCAUCUGGCAGUCCCGUUCACCCCAGUGAAGAUCGUUCCACCCGAGGAAGCAAAGGCGAAGUUGUGAAAUACAGGCUCAGAGAUAGGAAUGUGACAAUAUCGACCAGUUGGUAGGCUUGCGAUCAAGGAAACCCGACUGGUUGACUAUCCAUACAGAAUCCAUUCUAUGCUGCACGUAUCUUGCC
This is a messenger RNA of Cladophialophora immunda, 1026 nucleotides long. RefSeq lists its product as uncharacterized. Gene Ontology annotation, biological process: glutathione metabolic process. The record is from RefSeq and is a predicted model, not a curated record. The coding region runs from base 231 to 908 and encodes 225 amino acids. Gene Ontology annotation, molecular function: glutathione transferase activity; glutathione peroxidase activity. Gene Ontology annotation, cellular component: peroxisome; mitochondrion. The transcript is spliced from 3 exons. NCBI's taxonomy places the organism in Eukaryota, Fungi, Ascomycota, Eurotiomycetes, Chaetothyriales, Herpotrichiellaceae.